Cavia porcellus (domestic guinea pig) is the source of this 436-nucleotide messenger RNA. RefSeq names its product protein FAM3B-like. Lineage: Eukaryota; Metazoa; Chordata; Mammalia; Rodentia; Caviidae. The coding region runs from base 1 to 342 and encodes 113 amino acids. The record is from RefSeq and is a predicted model, not a curated record. Gene Ontology annotation, biological process: insulin secretion. The transcript has 4 exons.
AUGGGAGAGACGUUGGGGAACAUCUCGAGAGGCAUCAACAUCGUCAUGGUCAGCUAUGUGACCAGGAAGGUGAUAGCAGCCCGAACCUUCGAUAUGUACGCAGGCAAUAACUCAGCACCCAUGAUCCAGUUCAUUCAGAGCGCACCUGCAAAGUCCCUGCUGCUCAUGGUGACCCAUGAGGAUGGAAGCACCAGACUCAAGGCUGAGGCCAGGAAAGCCAUUGAGACGCUGGGAAGCAUAGAGAUCCGGAAUGUGAGCUUCAGGUCCAGCUGGGUCCUGGUACAGAAGGUCAGGCUCCCGCAGCCCCUGCUCUGGGGAUGGGGACAGUUCCCAGGUUGGUAGAGGUGAAGGCCUCAAGGGUACAGGCACCGAAUAAGUGCUCCGUCGUCAUGAGGCUCUUCAAUUGCUUGUUUUUCUAUUUUGAGACAGAGUCUCA